AUGUCAUUGGCCCACAUCCUAGCGCUUCUCAUCCAGCUCGCACUCUUCACAUUCACCUACAUCCUAACAACGCAGAUCCUGGAAUCCCCACCGCUACAGCCACCGCAGAGCUUUAAUGCCCAGUUGUAUCGCUCGUCGCCGCCACGGGCAUUGCUGCGAAUCGUGCGGACGUGUUUGGGCGUACUGCUGGGCAUUGUGCUUACCGUAUUGAUGCCGAAGGUGUGGGAAGGGGGGAUGGUGGUGCGGAGGUGGUGGGGAUUGAGGCGAAAGGGGUGGAAUAGGCGGCUGGGGAACGGCAAUGGGAAUGGGGGAACUACAGCUUUUCAAGGGAAGCGAGUCGAUAUUACUGGAACGUCGGUUCGUUGGAACAGCUUUUGGGUCACUUGUUUCUUGGCAACCGUUAUACUGAGGAUCGUAACUCUUCUCCUAAUCACUUGGUUCCUCUCACUCUCGCUUCCGCCAGUAACAAGCGCGUCCGCCGCCGCACAAUACCGCUCGACCUCCACACCACAGCUUCUAGAUGGGCUUGCGCAGAUCGCCGACAAGACGCGGACGAGCAUGGGCUUGUGUGUUGCGUGGCUCGUCGUGUGUGUCGGAGAAGGCUGUGGGGCGUUUUAUGAGCUGGGGAGGCGGGCUGGGCUGAGGAGUGUGGGGCGGUGA
This is a messenger RNA of Fimicolochytrium jonesii, 660 nucleotides long. RefSeq lists its product as uncharacterized. The transcript is spliced from 2 exons. NCBI's taxonomy places the organism in Eukaryota, Fungi, Chytridiomycota, Chytridiomycetes, Spizellomycetales, Powellomycetaceae. The record is from RefSeq and is a predicted model, not a curated record. The coding region runs from base 1 to 660 and encodes 219 amino acids.